GAGGCGAAGCCGGCCAGCGCAAUGGCAGCGUCCCAGAAUGUAGGCUCCGCCUCUCGGCGGACAGGCCGCUAGGCACGGGAAGGAGCGGCAGGGCUUCGAGAUGCGCUGCCUGACUACACCCACGCUGCUCCGGGCCCUGGCCCAGGCCGCAUGUGCAGGGCAUCCUGGUGGCCGGAGCCUCCACAGCAGCGCGGUGGCAGCCACCUACAAGUACGUGAACCUGCGGGAACCCUCAAUGGACAUGAAGUCCGUGACUGACCGGGCGGCUCAGACCCUGCUGUGGACUGAGCUCAUCCGAGGCCUGGGCAUGACUCUGAGCUACCUGUUCCGGGAGCCGGCCACCAUCAACUACCCAUUUGAGAAGGGCCCGCUGAGCCCCCGCUUCCGAGGGGAGCAUGCACUGCGCCGCUACCCAUCUGGGGAGGAGCGUUGCAUUGCCUGCAAGCUUUGUGAGGCUGUCUGCCCCGCCCAGGCCAUCACCAUCGAGGCCGAGCCGAGGGCGGACGGCAGCCGCCGGACCACGCGCUAUGACAUCGAUAUGACCAAGUGCAUCUACUGCGGCUUCUGCCAGGAGGCCUGCCCCGUGGACGCCAUCGUGGAGGGCCCCAAUUUCGAGUUCUCCACGGAGACGCACGAGGAGCUUCUGUACAACAAGGAGAAGCUGCUGAACAACGGGGACAAGUGGGAGGCCGAGAUCGCCGCCAACAUCCAGGCCGACUACCUCUACCGGUGAUGUCCCCGGCCGGCCGGCCGCCUGCAGCCCUGCUGCGCAAUAAAAAGCUCUGACCCCU
This is a messenger RNA of Equus quagga, 791 nucleotides long. It is a transcript of the gene NDUFS8, whose product is annotated as NADH:ubiquinone oxidoreductase core subunit S8. Gene Ontology annotation, molecular function: NADH dehydrogenase activity; 4 iron, 4 sulfur cluster binding. Lineage: Eukaryota; Metazoa; Chordata; Mammalia; Perissodactyla; Equidae. Gene Ontology annotation, biological process: mitochondrial electron transport, NADH to ubiquinone; mitochondrial respiratory chain complex I assembly. The record is from RefSeq and is a predicted model, not a curated record. Bases 101 to 733 code for a protein of 210 amino acids. Gene Ontology annotation, cellular component: membrane. The transcript is spliced from 7 exons.